AUGGGCGGUACCGGAAGGCUUUAUAAAAAAAAAGCCAGGUACCAUGUGAACUUCAGCAGAGAAAAGUCUCUGAGCCGGAGGAAGUCGCUUGUAAGGAUGGCAGAAAAUGAUGUUGAGAAUGAGCUGCUAGACUAUGAGGAAGACGAGGAGCCCCAGACUGCUCCAGAGACUGUACAGCCUGCUGGUAAAAAGGACGUCAAAGGUUCCUAUGUGUCCAUCCAUAGUUCCGGCUUCAGAGACUUCCUGCUCAAACCCGAGUUGCUCCGAGCCAUAGUUGAUUGUGGCUUUGAGCAUCCAUCAGAAGUUCAACACGAGUGCAUUCCUCAGGCAAUUCUUGGUAUGGAUAUUUUGUGCCAAGCAAAAUCUGGUAUGGGGAAGACUGCCGUGUUUGUUCUGGCUACUCUGCAACAGAUUGAACCGGUUGAUGGUCAGGUGUCUGUGUUGGUGAUGUGUCACACGCGAGAACUGGCUUUUCAGAUUAGUAAGGAAUAUGAGCGUUUCUCCAAAUAUAUGCCCACUGUGAAAGUAGCAGUAUUUUUUGGAGGGCUGGCAAUCAAAAAAGAUGAGGAUUUGCUAAAGAAGAAUUGCCCUCAUAUUGUGGUGGGCACCCCUGGCCGUAUCUUGGCUCUGAUUCGCAAUAAAACGCUCAGCCUGAAGAACGUCAAGCACUUUGUCUUGGAUGAGUGUGACAAGAUGCUGGAGCAACUUGACAUGCGCAGAGAUGUGCAAGACAUCUUCCGGCUGACUCCCCACGAGAAGCAAUGCAUGAUGUUCAGUGCCACGCUUAGCAAAGACAUUCGGCCCGUCUGUCGCAAGUUUAUGCAGGAUCCCAUGGAAGUUUUCGUUGAUGAUGAAACAAAGUUGACCUUGCAUGGUCUUCAGCAGUACUAUUGCAAGCUAAAGGAUAGUGAAAAAAACAGAAAGUUGUUUGAUUUGCUUGAUGUGCUGGAAUUUAAUCAGGUGGUCAUCUUUGUGAAGUCAGUCCAGCGUUGUGUCGCCCUUUCACAGCUGCUGGUAGAGCAGAAUUUCCCAGCAAUUGCAAUUCACAGAGGCAUGACUCAGGAAGACCGGCUGUCACGGUACCAGCAGUUCAAGGAUUUCCAGAGGCGGAUCCUGGUUGCAACUAACCUAUUUGGCAGAGGAAUGGACAUUGAACGGGUUAACAUAGUGUUUAACUAUGACAUGCCAGAAGAUUCCGAUACUUACCUGCACAGAGUAGCCAGAGCGGGCCGUUUUGGAACUAAAGGUCUGGCUGUAACAUUUGUAUCCGAUGAGACAGAUGCCAAAAUUCUGAAUGAUGUGCAAGAUCGCUUUGAGGUCAACGUGGCAGAACUCCCAGAGGAAAUCGACAUCUCGUCAUAUAUUGAGCAGAGUCGAUGAAAGCCAUACUAUUGAACCUUCCAGCUCAAUGAACUUCUGUUGAAUUUUGUUUCCCUCCACCCCAAACUUUUUAAAACUUUUUU
Molecule: messenger RNA, 1463 nt
Organism: Polypterus senegalus (gray bichir)
Lineage: Eukaryota; Metazoa; Chordata; Cladistia; Polypteriformes; Polypteridae
Product: ATP-dependent RNA helicase DDX39A
Exons: 10
Coding region: 1-1380 (459 amino acids)
Biological process (GO): mRNA export from nucleus; mRNA splicing, via spliceosome
Molecular function (GO): ATP binding; RNA helicase activity; RNA binding
Source: RefSeq, a predicted model, not a curated record